AUGCCUAUCCACAUCCCCAAAAGAGCUCUCCGCUCCGGGAUCACCAUCGUCCUCUUCUUUCUCGGUCCCAUCAUCAUCCUCGGCCACCUCGCCUCUCUAUCCAACCACACAGACGAACACGAGCGCUGGCACGCCGUCUUCAAGGAGGACCACUCGGAAGCUGGGUGGAAGGAUGCAGAGGGACUGUCGUUACAGGAGAGCAACGACUAUUGGUAUGAUGAGCUUGAAUUUGAAGAUGAGGAGAGGGAGGGGAGAGGAUCUCGGGUGAAGCAUGGAAAGCCGAACCACAAGGGGGAUGCGCAGCAACCAGCGGAACUCUCCCAUGCGCAUCGCCUGCUGCCAAAUGGCUUGCUAAUAGCAGACCCCUCAUCACCUCAUCCCAUCUACACUCUGAUUGAAGAAGCGAACAAGAACUGGGAACAAAAGCUCGGCAAGGCGAGCCGGUCAUUGUCGGAAGCUGCGGACGAGUACCGCAGGCGAUACGAGAGGAACCCCCCGAGAGGCUUUGACAGAUGGUGGAACUGCCAGAUGAAUAUGAUCAGAUCGCAAGUUAAUCUCGACCUGGAACCAUUCCACGCCUUGACGCCAUCCCAGCUCCGGGCGCACAUGGAUACCGUCUCCCGCCACUCUGGCAUGUACACCAUCUCCUGCCCCGGAGCCUCCAACUCAAAACCAUCGGCGCGGUGUACUUUUGAGAUUGUGGAGGGAGGGUUGAAUGAUGAGGGCAAAAGAGUAGCAAACCAGCGGGCUAGGGCGCAGGUCGAGCUUUUGGAGGAUGUCGAGGAGUUGCUGGAAGAGGUGCAGGUCACAUUCUUUAGCCACGAUGUCCCUUGGCAGUUUGUGGGGCAUGAAUAUGUGAGUGGCUUGGUGUUCGAGCGUCCUGCCGCAAACGCGCGCCAUCCUGACAAGAAACAGCUUGACACUGCCCAUCUUGGCUGGGCAUCUGCCUGUGCGCCCCACAAACCUCUUCGCGAGACUUACGACCCCAGCAUCCUUCCCGACCUUGCCGAUCUAUGGCAAAACGACAAAUCUUUCAUCUGGGACCACAAGGCAUCCAUGGAUCCCUGUAUACAUCCUGAGCUUACCCACCUGGUCGGCUUCUUGUCUGGUCACGGCAAAGGUCCCGGACCCCGGAAAGAUAUCUACCCGGUGCUCGCCAUGUGCAAGACCACACUCCACGCAGAUGUCCUCGCCGUGUCGAUGGAAGCGUGGACAGAAGAUGUCGAGCCUGAUCCCGCGUGGGAGCACAAGGACGAUAGGAUGAUUUGGCGCGGCAAAACGACAGGCAUCUUCUUUCGGGAGGGCGUACCGUGGAAUAUAUCGCAAAGAAUCAAUCUUGUGCAACAUACCGGUCAGAAGGAAGGAACUCUACCCGUCCUGCCCCCCGCGUUGGAUUCUUCCUCGCCUGUGGGCUACCCCGUCGAAACGCCUCUCGGGGACCUCAACGAUGAUCUGGUGGAUGUGGCGUUCGUGGACCACGCUAUUCAAUGUGAUGAUGCAGUGUGUGACGAAAUACAGGAGAAUUAUCACUUUGGUGAUCGCAAAACGUGGGCGGAGGGUAACGGGUACAAGUAUCUUUUGGACCUUGACGGGAAUGGCUGGAGCGCAAGGUUCAAGCGAUUGAUGACUACCCAAUCUGUCGUCCUUAAAUCCACCAUCUUUCCCGAAUGGUACACAGAUAGGAUUCAGCCAUGGGUCCACUACGUCCCGCUGAAAGCGUCGCUCACUGAUCUGUACGACGUUCUCGCUUUCUUCCGGUCGUCCCCCUCGCACGACGAUUUGGCCAAGGGUAUUGGACAGGCGGGUAGGGAAUGGAGUCUCGCGUAUUGGAGAAAGGAGGAUAUGAUUGCAUAUCAGUUCCGGCUCUUCCUCGAGAUUGCGAGACUGAUGGCUCCUGAUCGUGAGACGGCGUCGUUCCAUCUCAGGGGAGAUGACCUAGAAUAG
This is a messenger RNA of Cryptococcus wingfieldii CBS 7118, 1944 nucleotides long. RefSeq lists its product as hypothetical. The record is from RefSeq and is a predicted model, not a curated record. The transcript has 9 exons. Lineage: Eukaryota; Fungi; Basidiomycota; Tremellomycetes; Tremellales; Cryptococcaceae. The coding region runs from base 1 to 1944 and encodes 647 amino acids.